AUGACAGACUAUUUCAACCUGCUUCCCUCUGAAAUAUCAGGGCUUGUUCUCGGAUUUUUGCGAGAUAGCAAUUGCGUUGUCGCUGCUGGUGCUUUCCUUCGAGAAAAUAUCCACUUAUCUGAGUUUCGUCAUCACUAUGCAUCAGUGAAUGAGAUACCUUUAUAUUUCAGAGAACUAACUUUACUGGAUAUUGUCCAUGAUUACAUUCAUAUUGUGAAUGAAGUCAUCCCUCAUUUAAAAAAGGCCAAUAUUCCAUGGCAACUGGGGAAUCUAAAUGCUUCCAUAACACAACUUCUGCAGUCGUUUUCUGAAACUUGUUCAUCAAAUUUACGACCGAAAUCAUUUCGUCCUAUUCAUCCUGUUUGGAUGCCCUUAGGGAAAUCCUAUGUACCGCCUAAAAUAAUACCGGCUGAUAAAUGCACUACAGUUCGACCUCCACUUGCUACCGUAAAACCAAAUGUAACUAUGGCUUCAUUACCUAAUAUGAUAAGUUCAAAUUCAACCAGUGGGUUAGGUGCUGGUACUGUGUGUUCACUAGACAAUAAGUCAUCUGGUUUAAGAGCCAAUCGACCAGUGUUACGAAUAUAUAGACAACCUGUAGCAGCUAACAAAGCAAAUGUAUUCAAUUUCGAUCUGUAUAGCAGUGGUUUGCCGAAAUCCUCAUCUCAUCAAACACCACAGUCUAACAUAGUUGCGUCAAAAUCUAAUGCUGAUCCUAUGCAGUCUAUGGUUCACCUACAAAACAAAACAAAACGUUUAUCAGAGACAUUACUUACUACUACUGUCAUUAGUAACAGUAAUAGUGAUGCUCUAUCCCCGUCAACAUCUUGUAAUUCUGUGAUAGUUCAACAGUCGCCUAUAUCCACAACAAUAGCAUCAGAAGAAACCAUGAAUGAUGCCAAUGUUCAAUCUAUAGGUGUGAUCAAUCAAAACGAAAAUAUUACUUCACAACAAAUAUGUCUUAAUGUUCAAUCAAAUGAUAUAAGCGAUCAUCAACAGAUUUCUGAUAAUGGUUCCAUAUUUUCCGUAUUUUCAUUGUUACCUCCACCGGCAUCGUCAGAGACGUUAGUUACAGAUAUGGUGAUUUAUCCUGUAAUAACAUGUGAAGAUAAUUUAAAUGAUGCAAAAAGUACUGAUCUUGUUUCAACUAAAAGAAGACGUAAUCAACCACCACGUCAGUUAUCACCUGGAUCUGGCGUUGGAGGUACAAUAUUUAGUUUAACUAACAGUUAUGAAGAAGAAUUGGAUAUGGAGCGUUUCUUAUCUGCAUUGUUUAAUAAUGCUGAACAUGUAGCUACACGUAUUAAUGCUGAAGUUGGUAUCUUAACACGCAAUUCAUUAUCAUAUAAUGAGAAUUCUAAUCGUUGUGAUUUGCCUGAAACUACUAAUGCUUAUGAGAUUGUUUCUAUUCAUUCAUCUAAUAAUAAUAAUAGUAAUAAUAAUAAUAAUAAUAAUAAUAAUAAUAAUAAUCAGUCUCAACCAGUUACAACAAAUGCUUCUUCUUCUUCCUCCUCCUCCUCCUCAUCAUCAUCAUUAUCAUCUACCGGUGUAAAAUUAUCCACAUCAUUUGUUUGUCAAGAUUUUAAUUCAGAUACAUCAGAUAAUAUGCAAUUAUGGAAUGAUUGGUUUGGUAUCAAGGAUGAUUUAGAGACAUGUAUUGAUCAUUUGUUAUCAGAUCUUGAAUCUAUCGAAGUUUUCACAUCCACAGUCAAUACCACAACUGUCACUUAUACUACUUCAACUGUGAGUUCUACGAUUCCCAACCAAGAUAUUAAUAAUACAACAAUAAUUGAAACACUAAUUGAUACUGAUCAAUGUUCUCAUCAGUCGUCUGCUGUAACAACAUUAUCCAAUGACAUUGUUACCUCAUGUCCUAGCAAUGUAUCUCACGAAUUGAUAUCUUCUCCACCACCAUCAUCAUCAUUAUCAGACUGUGAAACUAAUGUCACCAUCAAUGAUAAAACAUUAACAAGGUCUAUUACUUCAGCGACAAUAACAGACACUUCUGACUUAUUUCAUCCUAAUUCACCAAUAUUAUCUUUAUCUACACUAUUAUGUAACAACACUGAGACCAAUAGUAACAAUGAUAAUGUUAAUAGUAGUGAUUGUGAAUCUCUUAUUAUUCCUAAUAUACCUGAUACUAAAUUGAUGAUGAAGACUCCUAUCAUUUCUACUUCUACUAUAAUUACUACUACUUCGACUGUUACUAAUCAACAUCUUGUUCAUAAUGACUGUAAACGAUUGAUUACAUCAUCUUCAUCACCAUUUUGUUUCAAUCAGUUGGUUAAUAAUAAUAAUAAUUCACAAAAUUUCCCAAGUAAACGUCAAUGUAUACGUCAUUCCGACGAUAUAAAUAAUAUCAAUAAUAGCACUGUGAAUAAUAAUAAUAAUACUACUAAUAAUUUACCACCCAUUUUAAUUACACCGGAUUCAAAGAAAAAUCAUGCCAAUGAACAUAAUAAUGAAUUAUUCUAUGAAAAUUUGCCAAGCUGUAAAUUGUUUAAGGGUAAUACUAAUAAAGAUUCAUUUCAACAUCAUUCAAAUGAUCAUCCUCAUCCUCUUCAACCUACUUAUCUAUUAUCAUCAUCACCUUCUUGUUAUUAUUCUAUUCCACAGAAUUCAAAUACUCAAACUAUCAUUAAUAAUGCUACAAAUACAUGUAUGACAGCUUAUUUAUUAAAUAAUCCUUUAUCAAUUAUUGAUUUACGUCAAAUUACCCAAAGUAAUAAUAGUACUGGUCUAACUAUCAGUAAUGAGAAUCAUUACACUAAUCCAAUCACCUUGUAUACAACAAACAAUCAUCACAAAUUAUUAUUAUCAUCAUCAUCAUCAUCAGCAGCAGUAGCUAUGGGGAAUCAUGUUAAUUAUGUUGAUUUAAAUAAUAAUUCCCUCAUCAAUUUGAUCCCAAUUAGUUAUCAUUCAAAUAUAUCACCAUUUAUUAUGAGUAAUACUAUAAUGAAUACAACAUUAUCUACAAUAACAAUGACUACUGAUAGUAGUAAUAUAACUUCAACAGCUUAUGUUAAUUUUACUUGUAACACUGUUAGUACAUGUACUACUACUACGACUACUACUACUGCUACUAGUAGUAGUAAUAGUAGUAAUAACACAGGAUCGACUACGGAUGUUGUUGUCACUACUGCAGUUAGUGACAAUAAUAGUAAUAGAUGUUAUUCAAAGAAAUCAUUAUUAAUGGAUGCAAAAGAAAAUCAUCCACCAACACCGGCACUCAUUGUUCAACGUGGUGUACGAAAGAAGAUUUUAAAUUUACAAUCAUUGGACAUUGACAGAAUAAUAUCUCAAUCUCACUAA
Molecule: messenger RNA, 3312 nt
Organism: Schistosoma rodhaini
Lineage: Eukaryota; Metazoa; Platyhelminthes; Trematoda; Strigeidida; Schistosomatidae
Source: the annotation of a GenBank genome assembly